Salvelinus namaycush (lake trout) is the source of this 1683-nucleotide messenger RNA. Its product is annotated as long-chain-fatty-acid--CoA ligase 3-like. The coding region runs from base 1 to 1683 and encodes 560 amino acids. NCBI's taxonomy places the organism in Eukaryota, Metazoa, Chordata, Actinopteri, Salmoniformes, Salmonidae. Gene Ontology annotation, molecular function: long-chain fatty acid-CoA ligase activity. The record is from RefSeq and is a predicted model, not a curated record. Gene Ontology annotation, biological process: neuron differentiation; long-chain fatty-acyl-CoA metabolic process; long-chain fatty acid metabolic process. Gene Ontology annotation, cellular component: endoplasmic reticulum; lipid droplet; plasma membrane. The transcript is spliced from 10 exons.
AUGAAGCUGAAAGAGGAUCUGAACCCAGUGCUGCUGCUGCUCUUCCAGGUGACGGUGUGGCUGUACUCUGUCCUAGCCUUCCUACCCUCCUACCUCUUCAGCUCUGUGUCAGAAUCAGACGCAGGCCUCGGCUCAGAACAGGAGCGGGCUCAGAGACUCAAGGCCCGGUCUGUGACGGGUUGCCCCGCGGGGCCCUACAGGGCCAUGGGCGCCACAAAGAGGCUGGUGUCGUCCCUGCACCCUGGGGUGGACACACUGGAUAAGGUGUUUGAGGAUGCAUCCAGAAGGUUCCCUGACAGAGACUGCCUGGGCACCAGAGAGGUAGUCAUGGAGGAGGAUGAGAGGCAGAGCAACGGAAAGUUCUUCAAGAAGGUGAUCCUUGGGCAGUACCGCUGGCUGUCCUAUGCCGAGACCCACAGGGCAGCAGCCUGCUUUGGCAUUGGUCUGGCAGCGCUUGGCCAGAGGGCCCACAACAAUAUUGCCAUCUUCUGUGAGACCAGGGCCGAGUGGGUAAUAGCCGCACAGGCGUGCUUCAUGCAAAACUUCCCCUUGGUCACUCUGUACUCUACCCUGGGGGGUCCAGCCAUCACUCACGGUCUGAACGAGACAGAGGUCAGUCACAUCAUAACCAGCAGAGAGCUACUGGAGACCAGACUCAAGCUCUCUGUGCUACAGGAGAUUAUGGAUCGUAUCUAUAAGAAUGUGAUGACCAAGGUGGAGGAGAUGAGCAGUGCUCAGAGGACUCUGUUCACUCUGGCCUACAACUACAAGCUGGAGCAGCUCUCCCAGGGACGCAGCACGCCACUGUGUGACAACUUAGUGUUUAAGAAGGUUCGGUCCCUCCUGGGGGGGAAGACCAGGGUGCUGCUGUCGGGUGGGGCACCCCUCUCUGCCGCCACCCAGCGCUUCAUUAAUGUCUGCUUCUGUUGCCCCGUGGGCCAGGGCUAUGGCCUCACCGAGACCUGCGGAGCUGGAACCAUCAGCGAGAUGUGGGACUACAGUACAGGGCGAGUUGGAGGACCACUCGUUUGUUCUGAAAUCAAGCUCAAGGAUUGGGUGGAGGGUGGCUACCACAUCACAGACACGCCCACCCCACGAGGUGAGAUUCUGAUUGGCGGGCCCAAUGUUACCAUGGGUUACUACAAGAACGAGUCCAAGAACCAGGACUUCUUUGUGGAUGAAAACGGCCAGCGCUGGUUCUGUACGGGAGACAUAGGAGAGGUCCAUCCUGAUGGAUGCCUCAAGAUCAUUGAUCGUAAGAAGGACCUGGUUAAGCUCCAGGCAGGAGAGUAUGUGUCUCUGGGGAAGGUGGAGGCCAUGCUGAAGAACUGCCCCCUUAUAGACAACAUCUGUGCCUACGCCAACAGCGAUGAGAUGUACGUGAUUGGCUUUGUGGUGCCCAAUCAGAAGCAUCUGCUUUUGCUGGCGGAGCAGUAUCUUAUCCGGGGCUCAUGGGAGGAGCUGUGUGACAACGCUGCCAUGGAGGAGGUGGUCCUGCAGGUCAUCACCGAGGCCGCCCUAUCAGCCCAGCUGGAGCGGUUUGAGAUCCCCCGUAAGAUCCGUCUGAGCCCCGACCCCUGGACCCCCGAGACGGGCCUGGUGACCGAAGCCUUCAAGCUCAAACGCCAGCAGCUGAAAAGCAAGUACCAGGACGACAUCGAGAGAAUGUACGGCGGGAAGUAG